Molecule: messenger RNA, 699 nt
Organism: Sugiyamaella lignohabitans
Lineage: Eukaryota; Fungi; Ascomycota; Dipodascomycetes; Dipodascales; Trichomonascaceae
Gene: IPI1
Product: Ipi1p
Exons: 1
Coding region: 1-699 (232 amino acids)
Source: RefSeq, a predicted model, not a curated record
AUGUCGUCGCACAGCCCUUUUAUUAUGUUGUAUGUUCACUCGGCGAUGACUCAUAUUACACCCGAGAUUCGCGCUCAGUCGACGGACUUUCUAAAUAUAUUGCUCGAGACCGUCCCAGAACAAGUGUCUCGAUUGUCUUGGGCAAAGACACUUAAGUGUUUUUUUCCAUUACUUGGAUGGCCAUUGGAAGAUGAGAAAAAAACCAGCAGUGGCCCUAAACACCCGGGUACAACUAUAUCAUCAGCGUCAGUGACUACUGGGCUGUCAUUCGGUGCAAGUGCAGCCAAAACUAAGCUAGCGCAUAUAAUGUCUUUGGAUAAGCUCUUAAAUAUCGGCUUAGAUGAAGCCCUAGACUCUGCUUCAGACAAUUUACCGCCAUUUCACCACCCGGAGACUGCCAAGUUUCUCCUACCAAUUCGUUCUGGUCCAUAUGCAACAUUGGGUCUAUUCUCGAGGAGUACUGGCAUAGGAGGCACCAAUUCUUCGACUUCGCAACACUCUACAAGAUCUUCAACACCUAUCUCUGAGUCUACAGAUGUGUUUACGGUAACCGAAGAUGUUGAGUCUCGCUGUGGACUUGUUAAAACUGUUUAUUAUAAGAGUCUGACCCGGGGGCUUGAGAACACUGUAAAAGAGGCUGGGCAGGUGGGAAGAGUUUCAAGCAAUAUGCUGAAAUUUCUUGAACAACGAGUAUCUUGA